Molecule: messenger RNA, 6087 nt
Organism: Liolophura sinensis
Lineage: Eukaryota; Metazoa; Mollusca; Polyplacophora; Chitonida; Chitonidae
Product: cadherin-23-like
Exons: 38
Coding region: 331-6087 (1918 amino acids)
Biological process (GO): homophilic cell-cell adhesion
Cellular component (GO): plasma membrane
Molecular function (GO): calcium ion binding
Source: RefSeq, a predicted model, not a curated record
UUGCCACAAAAGGGAUAAAUACUGCCAACUUGAGACGUAAUUUUCAAAGUGAAAGAUGAUCCAGUUUACAAUAUUGAUCUUUAGAUGAAGGAUUUAUGUACCUGAUUGUCUCUGAUUUGAGCCCGCCCAGUGCCGAGGGCCACCCUCAGUGAGAGAUCCCUGUGACAACACCCCAGACUUACUAUCUCACCAGCUGACCAGUGUCCAUCACUGCCUGUCAGCAGUUGGAGUCCUACCUGAAAAUCAGUGAUAUGCUUUCCUCAAGGCAGAUACUGUAGGACUUUUUACUUAAAGAAGUAAGGAACUUAUUAAGGGCACUAAUCAGAUGAGAUGACAGGAAGCAGUAUCUUGUGUUCUAAUCCAAUGAAGACCUGGAUUCCAACACGUUUUCUAAUAUUUCUUUAUGUGUUUAUUGUAUGGACCAGUACAGUUCAGGGCAACAAUCCGCCUCGACUGGUCAGUUUUGAUGGUUUUGCACAAGCCAAAGAAAAUGCGGCUAGAGGCACACUUAUCAAAACAAUAACGGCCACAGACGCAGAUGGCCCCAAUGAGAUCACCUUUGAAGUGGACCACAACAGCCCUGAGACUCAGAACCUUGUGUAUCUGGGGAAUCCCAAUGGGACCAGCACUUCAGGGCGUUUUGUGGAUGUGUUCCUCAACGUGAACAACCUGGACAGGGACUCUGACCCUCCAGAGAGAAACUUGCGUUUUGCGAUCCGUGAUGGGGUUAACAAUCCGGUGUAUGCUUCUAUGACUCUUUUCAUUCAAGAUGUUAACGAUGAGGUGCCCCAGUUUAGGGGAACCCCUUACAGAGCCAGCAUCAGUGAGGAUGCCCCGAACGGCACUUUGGUCUUUAAUGGGACACAGACUGUGGAUCCAGAUACAGGAAUAGGAGGAAGUGUUUCUUAUUCUCUUGAGCUGACUGACGAGGCUUACAGAUCAACCUUCAGAACUACACCUUAUCAAGGUCAUAUCUACCUGAAUGGCACUUUGGAUUACGAGAAACACAACUUUUACCAGCUACAACUGACUGCCACGGAUGGCGGAGGUCUUAACACUACCACUGAUGUCAUCAUCACCAUCGAAGAUGUCCAGGAUACCAAGCCUUCUUUCGUAAACACACCUUAUACGACAGUCAUCCUAGAGAACGCUACAAUAGGCACAUCUGUGAUUUCUGUGUCUGCCUUAGAUGGAGAUCGUGGCAACCCUAACCCAGUAACAUACCGUUUUGUGAAUUAUUCCAGAAGUGACUUCAAUAUUGAUGCGAACACUGGAGAGAUCAAAGUUAAUAGCAAGCUUAACAGCAGUCUACCAGAGCUACGCAAUCAGGGAAGUGUGUUUGAUUUGAUUGUAGAGGCCAAAGAGACAGUUGCACCAGGUCAAAUGCAGAAAGGGGAGACAUCUGCUACGAUGUUGGUGUUAAUCACUGUACAGGAUGUUAAUGACCACGCUCCAGAGUUUGGAAGGCGGCAUUACAAUGCCACUGUUCCUGAAAAUGCACAGAGAGGGAUUCCCAUUCAGUUAGAUGGAUUAGACUUUAUUAAAGUCAAAGACCUGGAUCAGAAUGACUACAGUCGGUUUAAAGUGUCUGUGGAGCACAUGGAUGGACAGCCAUUUGAUGCGUUCAUUGUGAGGCCGUCUCUGGUGUUUUCGGACGCCAACCUAAUCAUGCUGGUAGAAAACAAUACUGAACUGGACUAUGAAAGAUUGAAAAACAGUCAGAGGGGAAAUGUACUGGAAUUCAAGGUGAAAGCCACAGAGACGUCAACACCGGAAAAAAGAUCAGGGGAGGCUAACUUUACGGUGUAUGUUACUGAUGAGAACGAUAAUUUCCCCCAGUUUGAUAAAGCAUCCUAUGUGGCAUCUGUCAAGGAACAUUCUGCAGCAGACACUACUGUCGUCGUGAUCAAUGCAACAGAUGAAGAUUCUGGUUUAUAUGGAGAAGUGACUUUCUCUUUACAAAGAGGUGGAGAUGGCAAAUUUCGUAUGAAACCAGAUGGUACAGUGGUGGUUGAGAACGGAACGAAUUUGGACAGAGAGAAGCUAUCUUCUUAUUACCUGACUGUGGAAGCCAAAGACAGGGGUGGAAACCGUAACACAAGUCAGCUGAUCAUUAACCUGGAAGAUAUAAAUGACCAAGCUCCUGUCUUCUUGCGAAAUCAGUACUCAAGCUUUGUUACGGAGAAUGAGGCAUUCCCCACCUUGUCUGUCUCGGCUUCUGAUGGGGACAUGCCAAGCACUCUGAACAGCGAGGUGCUGUAUAAUUUGUCAUAUGUGCCAGACGCAGUCAAAAAGAAUAUCACCAUUACCACUGAGGAUGGUCAAGGCAAUAUUAAGAUUUCCCCAAACUUAGACUUUGAGGAGUUGCCCCAGGAGUUGCGUCAAACUAUCAUGUUAGAAGUUACCGCAACAGACAAAGGUUUACCACCGCUAAGCACCACAGUGAAUGUAACCAUAACAGUUGAGGAUAAGAAUGACAAUCCUCCUGUAUUACAACAGUCAAACUAUCAAGCUAGUAUAUUUGAGGAUGCACCUGGUGGUAAACCAGUAGUGAACAUAUCAGCAACUGAUGCAGAUGGGAUGUCUCCCAACAAUGAGAUACAGUACAGCAUAGCAUCAGGUGGACAGGACAAGUUCCUUGUGAACCCUGGCACAGGAGAACUGGAGGUGGCUUACGGGGCUUCUUUUGAUCGUGAUAUACAGAGCUUCUAUAACCUGACGGUAGUGGCACGAGACAAAGGUUUCCCUCAGUUAUCUAGCAAUACCAGUGUUACGAUCAGCAUUCUGGAUGUCAACAACAAGCCACCCGAGUUCAAAGAUUCUGGAAUUGCCUUUUCGGUGCAGGAGAAUGCAACAGAUGGAACAGUCGUUGGAAGUUACACAGCCAUGGAUAAGGACACGACUGCUAAUCUUACCUAUGACAUAAUGGUUAACAAAACCACAGGGAUUGAUGAAAGUGGGUCAGAAGUUAAAGAUGCAGAGCUUGUAAAGGACUACUUCAGUGUAAAACCUGACACCGGAGAAAUUAUAGUGGUUAGCAGUCCUCUAGAUCGAGAAACUGCUGAAGUUGUGAAGUUAACCGUUCGUGUCCGUGACAAGAACGCUCUACCAGCUUUUGGAGAACAGACAGCAACAGGCACGGUCACAGUCACACUUUUGGAUUAUAAUGACAAUGCGCCAGAGUUCUCCAAGCCUCAAGGAUACAGUAGAAAUGUUUCAGAGAGAGAAGUUCCAGGCUACGAAAUCUUGACCGUAUCCGCCAUAGAUAAAGACAAAGAUCAACGUAUAGAGUUUGAGCUGUCUCCUCAAAGCCCUAAGUUUUCCAUUGACAGGUCAACAGGAAAGGUAACUUUGUCAGAGAAGCUUGACCGUGAGAAAGAAGGAAACCACACCGUCACUGUGAUAGCAUAUGACAGCGGCACUCCUAGACUGUCAUCCAACACCACUGUUACCAUCAAUGUGCUGGAUGAAAAUGACAACAAUCCCCAGUUUGUGUCACACCCCCAGGAGAUACUAAUCUCUGAAGACUCUCAUGUAGAUGAUAGCAUUUUCACAUUUCGGGCAACAGAUCUGGACAGCGGGAAAUAUGCGGAGAUCAAUUACCACAUCGAAGCAGGAAAUGCCGAUCAAAAGUUUAGACUUAACUCAACAACUGGUGAAUUGUUUGUAAACAGCCAGUUAGACCGGGAGAUUAAAGCUGAGUACCAAUUGCGAAUUGAGGCCAGAGACAACUAUCAGGAUCCAGAGCCCAUCAAUAGAAGGAGCAAUGUGACCACCUUUACUGUCAAGUUGUCAGACGUCAACGACAACUCACCUGUCUUCAAUAGCACAACAUUCUAUGUGACGGAGGAGGUGCGUGAGGAUAGAAGCAUUGGAUCUUUUGUGUACACAAUAACUGCCACAGACAAGGACGCGGGCAGUAAUGGCAGCGUGAGCUAUGAGCUAAGCAGUAGUACUAAUGCUACUAAUGCUACUGAUGCUACGGGAGUACAGUUGUUCCGUAUCGAGCCUUCAUCAGGGAAGAUCACUGUGGCUCAUUCCUUGACGGACACUGUGGGCUGGAGGUUCCUCACUGUUAUAGCCAAGGACGGAGGCUCACCCCAGAACUCUGCCAGUGCCACUGUUUUGGUGGAGAUAUUGGAUGUGAAUGUUCAUGCACCAAAUAUCAAAGAACCAAAUGGCCCAAUAUAUAUUAAAGAGGGCACAGGAGUUGGAGCCAGUGUUUACAAUUUCACUGCAACAGACAAGGAUGAGGGAAAGAAUGGUGAGAUUGACUUUGAGCUAAUCACGAGUGUAGGAAGACCGCAGAUCAACAAAAAUUUUACGCUGGACCGUAAAACUGGGGCUCUGACCACGAAAAUAAAUUUAGAUUAUGAGACAAGAAAGGAGUACACUCUCUAUGUACAAGCCAAGGAUAAUGCUCCUGAGGAUCAAAAGAGUAGCAGAAUUGUGGUACAUAUAUAUGUGAUUGACGAGGAUGAUAACCCACCCAAGUUUGACCCAACUGAACACCCACGGAAUGUCCCAAAGGAGUUUGUUAUUGAAGAGAAUAAAGAUGGCCUAGUUGGCAAAGUAACAGCAUUUGAUGCUGAUUCUACCAACACUUCCAACAUUUGUUACUGUUUUGUAGGUGAUCAUGAUGGAAACUUUGACCUGGACAGGACUACAGGGGAGAUAAGGCUGUUACAGAAGAUUGACAGAGAAACAACACCGGGUCCUUUUAGCCUUGUUGUUAAAGCACUCCAAAACUGCAACAACUGUAAUGAUGUGCGCAGACGCAAGCGGGCCAUUACCCCACCACCUUGGUAUAAUGCUUCAGAUGAAACCAUGCUGUGGAUUACAGUGAAUAUUAAGGACGUCAACGACAACAAACCAGUGUUUAAAAACAAAGAAAUCAGUGUGGGAAUAACACGUGACACUCAGUAUGGGGAGGACAUCAUAUCGCUCUCUGAGUAUGUAACAGAUGAGGACGAGGCUGAAAACAACAAGCGACAUAAUUUCGUCAUUGUUGGUGAAAUCAAGGCUACUCUAGAUAAUUUGGGCGAGGAGCGUGCAGAAGACAUGUUUAAGUUGUCCCCCUCUGGGGUUGUCAAGACCAAUACAUAUUUCAAGGCUAAUUGGUUCGGAUUUUUCUCCUUCAAUGUUCUAGUAGCGGAUUCUGCAGGAAAUUCAUCAGCUGAUGUCAAGAUUUACCUGAUCAACAAAGAUCAACAGGUGAAAAUCGUUAUCUUGGGUUCUCCCGACUCAGUGAACAAGUCCAAGACCAUGAUUGUGCAACAACUUGAAAAUGUAACAGAAGGGUACUAUCACAUUAUUGUGGAUAAAGUCCGCACACAUGAAGACAUUCAGGGCAAGCCAGACCCUUUCAAAACCGACUUGUUUAUCCAUGGAGUGGAAAAAAAAUCCCAAAGGGUUCUAGAUGGAGAUGAAUUAUUAGGACUGAUAGACAGCAAAAUCCGACUUCUCAUAGACACCUACAAGAAGUAUUCAGUGGUGGAAGUGGUGCCUGCUGUGAGUCCUACUCAGGGUCAAUCUGAGGAGGUCACACUUAAGAUGGUGCUAAUCCUAGUGGCCGUCCUACUCUCCAUGCUUGUCAUCGUCUUAGGGCUCAGUUUCUUCUUCUGUCGCAAAAAGUAUAAGAGGAAACUUAGAGCUGCCACAGCUAUGGCAUUUGUAAAUACUGGAAUAGGUGCAAAAGAACCAGAAAUGAACAAGAUGGAUAUGCCAGGAACUAAUCUCCAUGCAUUUGAAGGAUCAAAUCCAAUCUGGAUGGAGAAGUAUGACAAUUUAGGCCUGGAUGACAACAACAGCCAAAACUCGCUUGAUGCCAAUGAGAUAGAAGCCUCCUCUCAGAACCAGUUUGAUGAGCAGGAGGUGUCACUGGACCUAUAUAACGAUGACUACGAAAACUUCGCUGCCAUCAAGGAGCACGAAGCCUCCAAAAACAACAGAAACAAAGACAUUGUCAACAACAACGCGGACAAAUACGCUGUGAAUGGGUCUGUGAAGUAUACCAAUGGUUCGGUGGACAGCUUGUCGUCGUUCAACACCAAAAAUGUUAACGGUCUUCAGACAACAGAAAUAUAA